This is a messenger RNA of Centrocercus urophasianus (Greater sage-grouse), 3652 nucleotides long. Its product is annotated as zinc finger protein 532. The record is from RefSeq and is a predicted model, not a curated record. The transcript has 9 exons. Bases 188 to 3652 code for a protein of 1154 amino acids. Lineage: Eukaryota; Metazoa; Chordata; Aves; Galliformes; Phasianidae.
CCUGCCUUUGUUAGCCGCGGCCGGGCACGCGGACGGCUUUCGGCCAGGUGGUGGGAGGCCUAUUGACUGGGGCUGCCUUUAACUCUUUCGUAUUCGCAGAGGUGAUCCAUCUGAGGCAGUAACUGAGCGCUGGCAGAAAAGCCUCCCAGAGGUCAAGGUUCACAAAGAUUUGCCUCCAAUCAAAUAGAUGACCAUGGGGGAUAUGAAGACCCCAGACUUUGACGAUCUUCUUGCAGCCUUUGACAUCCCAGACAUGGUUGACCCAAAAGCAGCUAUUGAAUCUGGACACGAUGACCAUGAAAGCCAGAUAAAACAAAAUGCACACACAGAUGAAGAUUCUCAUACGCCCUCAUCGUCUGAUGUCGGUGUGAGCGUCAUUGUGAAAAAUGUGCGUACUAUUGAUUCUUCUGAAGGAGUAGACAAGGAUGGCCACCAUUCCACAGGCAAUGGCUUGCAUAACGGCUUCCUAACAUCCUCAGCUCUUGAUAGCUACAGUAAAGACGAAGGGAAGCCAUUCAAAGACGAUGGGUCAGCUUCUGAGACAACACUGAAGGAUUCGGCUUUUAACCAGUUCAGUCCAAUUUCGAGUGCUGAAGAAUUUGAUGAUGAUGAAAAAAUUGAGGUAGAUGACCCUCCAGACAAAGAAGAGAUGCGUGCAAGUUUCAGAACAAAUAUCUUGACAGGUUCUGUAUCUCAGCAGGAAUAUGACAAACUAAAGGCACUUGGGGGAGAGAAUUUGAUUAAAUCUAGUAUCUCAGUGUCAAGCGGUAUAGAUAAAAAUAAAGUUUCUAAGCGGGAGACAGAGACAAACUCUGUGAAUUUAAGUAUUUAUGAGCCUUUCAAAGCUCGCAAAGCAGAGGACAAACUGCUAAAAGACAGUUCUGAGAAGCUUCUUGACAACAGAGUACUUGAUGGAAAACUGAGUGCUGAAAAAAGUGAAACAAAUUUUGCCAGCAUUUCACAGUCCAAAGCAAAGUCAUCAGCAAAGCUUUCUUCGUGCAUUGCUGCGAUUGCAGCACUGAGUGCUAAAAAGGCAGCUACAGAUAGCAGUAAGGAUUUACAAUCCAAUUCCGGGGAGUCUUCUCCUUUACCAAAAGAUAUGAGUGAAAGUCCCCGGACUACUGAGAAAUCACCUGAGCCUCAGAGUCUUAUUGAUGGUGCUAAAAAGCCAUCUCUUAAACCGCCUGAUAGUCCCAGAAGUGUGUCAAGUGAAAACAGUAGCAAAGGGUCUCCGUCUUCUCCUGCAGGGUCCACACCAGCAAUUCCUAAGGUUCGCAUCAAAACCAUCAAGACUUCCUCCGGGGAGAUCAAGAGAACUGUUACUCGAGUGUUGCCAGAAGUUGAUUUGGACUCGAGUAAAAAAACGGAGCAGACUGCUUCUAUGGUAACUUCCAUGACGUCCCUCCUGUCCUCACCAACUUCUGCUGCUGUUCUUUCCUCUCCUCCUAGAGCUCCUCUCCAGUCCGCGGUCGUUACCAAUGCAGUUGCAUCUGCAGAACUCGCACCAAAGCAGGUCACUAUCAAACCUGUGGCUACUGCCUUCCUCCCAGUUUCAGCAGUGAAAACAGCAGGUUCACAAGUUAUUAAUUUGAAGCUUGCUAACAAUACUACCGUGAAAGCCACUGUAAUAUCUGCUGCUUCUGUGCAGAGUGCCAGUAGCGCCAUUAUAAAAGCUGCCAAUGCCAUACAGCAGCAGACUGUUGUGGUGCCAGCAUCAAGCCUUGCGAGUGCUAAACUUGUGCCAAAGACGGUCCAUCUUGCCAACCUUAACCUCCUGCCUCAGGGUGCUCAGACCACCUCUGAGCUCCGACAAGUGCUAACGAAACCUCAGCAGCAAAUAAAGCAGGCAAUAAUUUCUGCAGCAGCCUCACAGCCUUCUAAGAAGGUGUCUCGAGUCCAAGUGGUGUCAUCUCUACAGAGUUCUGUAGUGGAAGCGUUCAACAAGGUGCUGAGCAGUGUCAACCCUGUCCCGGUUUACAUCCCCAACCUCAGUCCUCCUGCCAGUGCUGGAAUAACGUUGCCCACACGAGGUUACAAGUGUUUGGAGUGUGGGGACUCCUUUGCUCUUGAGAAGAGCCUGACCCAGCAUUACGACAGGAGGAGCGUGCGAAUUGAAGUGACGUGUAAUCAUUGCACAAAGAAUUUAGUUUUCUACAACAAAUGCAGUCUUCUUUCCCAUGCUCGUGGACACAAGGAAAAAGGAGUUGUAAUGCAGUGUUCGCACCUGAUUUUGAAACCAGUCCCAGCAGAUCAAAUGAUAGCAUCUCCUUCGAGCAAUACUGCUGCACCCGUGCUUCAAAGCCCAGUGGGAGCUGGCUCACACACUGUAACAAAGAUACAGUCUGGCAUAACGGGAACAGUCAUAUCAGCCCCAGCAAGUACCCCCAUCGUCCCAGCCAUGCCACUGGACGAAGAUCCAUCCAAACUCUGUAGGCAUGGUCUAAAGUGUUUGGAGUGCAGUGAAGUUUUCCAAGAUGAGACAUCUCUUGCCACACAUUUCCAGCAGGCUGCAGACACAAGUGGACAAAAGACAUGCAAUAUCUGCCAGAUGCUGCUUCCUAACCAGUGCAGUUUUGCAUCACACCAGAGAAUUCAUCAGCAUAAAUCUCCAUACACGUGUCCUGAAUGUGGAGCAAUCUGCAGAUCUGUCCACUUCCAGACUCAUGUCACUAAGAACUGCCUGCAUUAUACUCGAAGAGUUGGUUUUCGCUGCGUGCAUUGCAAUGUUGUGUACUCUGAUGUGGCGGCACUCAAGUCUCACAUUCAAGGUUCUCAUUGUGAAGUCUUUUACAAAUGUCCUAUCUGUCCCAUGGCAUUUAAAUCUGCUCCCAGCACACAUUCCCAUGCCUAUACACAACACCCGGGUAUCAAGAUAGGCGAACCAAAAAUAAUAUAUAAAUGCUCUAUGUGUGACACUGUGUUUACUCUACAACCUUUGCUCUAUCGCCACUUUGAUCAGCACAUUGAAAACCAGAAGGUGUCUGUUUUCAAGUGUCCAGACUGUUCUCUUCUGUAUGCACAGAAACAGCUUAUGAUGGAUCAUAUCAAGUCAAUGCACGGAACUUUGAAAAGUGUUGAAGGGCCACCAAACCUGGGGAUAAAUUUACCUCUGAGUACGAAACCCACAAAUCAGAACUCAGCCAGCCACAAUAAAGAGGACACGAAAUCCAUCAAUGGAACAGAAAAAUUAGAGAAGAAAUCUCCUUCUCCUUUAAAGAAAGGAGAGCCUAAAAAAGUCAGCAGCCGUGGCUGGACGUGUUGGGAUUGCGAUAGGUUCUUCACUCAGAGAGACGUUUACAUCUCCCACAUGAGGAAAGAACAUGGAAAGCAAAUGAAGAAACACCCUUGUCGCCAGUGUGACAAAUCAUUCAGUUCAUCCCAUAGUUUGUGUCGUCACAACCGUAUCAAGCACAAAGGCAUUAGGAAGGUCUAUACAUGCUCGCACUGCCCAGACUCCAGACGUACCUUUACCAAACGGCUGAUGCUGGAAAAACACAUUCAGUUGAUGCACGGCAUCAAAGACCCUGAUGUCAAAGAAAUGACUGAGUCGUCUAACGUGGAAGAAAGGGAAGUAAAAGAAGAAGUGAAGGUAAUCACUUGGAAGAUUCAUUCAGUCACUGAGGUUUUGUGGGGAUGCAUUCAGGAUCUUUAA